This is a messenger RNA of Ctenopharyngodon idella (grass carp), 6813 nucleotides long. RefSeq names its product UDP-GlcNAc:betaGal beta-1,3-N-acetylglucosaminyltransferase 9 (gene b3gnt9). Bases 512 to 1861 code for a protein of 449 amino acids. Gene Ontology annotation, molecular function: hexosyltransferase activity. NCBI's taxonomy places the organism in Eukaryota, Metazoa, Chordata, Actinopteri, Cypriniformes, Xenocyprididae. The transcript has 3 exons. The record is from RefSeq and is a predicted model, not a curated record. Gene Ontology annotation, cellular component: membrane.
CCAGCUUUCAGGAGGCUCCAGUUGCUGCGCUGGCAUCUGGCGCGCGAUGUAUCCAACAAGCUUCGAGCUGUCACGUGAUCAAGGAAAGGACUUUGAAAAUGUGUAAGAAGUCUUGCGCUUGUAACUAAUGUACAUUCUUACGAGCAUAGCUGAUGUGAACAGAGUGUAUGUCUUUAAUAACGUAGCAGCGAGUUGGAAAAGUUUUUUUCUGAAACAUGCACACGCAACAGUGGUGUGCAGCAGCUUCAAUAGUGGAAGCAGAUGUUUGUAUCUGGUUGCAGUGCUGUCUUGUCAUUGCUCUCCUGGUACGCCUUCAUCUGGAAGUAUGCCGUCCUGGCUGUAUAUGGAGCAUAACUUUGGUCAAGUAAUAUCCUGUGUCUCCUGUUGUUUGAUGACAUCCAGGAUUCCUAUGCAGAACCUGCUAUGGCUGUGAGAAAAUCCAAACACUUUAGGAAGAAUAUGAGACUUCUACCGAAUUUCAUGGGAAGAUAACAGUGAAAUCAGUCACACCAUGAGAAGGGUCUAUAUAAAGGGAGAUGUACUUUGCUCCCUGAUUCUGCUGGUGCUGCUCUUUCUGCUGUUAUAUGCCCAUCAAAGAAUGACACCCGUAUGGGGGACAUUGCACAUUGAACAUGGGUCCACCAGCUCAAGAACCCUCCUCAGUGGAGCAUCAAAGGGACUGGAGACAAAGUUAUUCCCUUCAAAAUCUCCAGACAUACCUCCUUGCAAGCCUGAGGUUCAGAUCAAGCCUAAAGCAAAAGGACCAUCAAAGGUCAAAUCUCAGAAAGGACGCAGCAAAGCAAAGUCUAAAUUUCACCAGCCCUCAACGACAGCAAGUCUGCUACCAACACAGGCCUCCUUUGACUUUUACGAUUACCUUCGAAAAAAAGACCUACGGGACUUCAAGCUGCUAAUCGAUCAGCCUACAAAGUGUUCUGGACCAGAAGGAGCCCCCUACAUGCUGAUCGCCAUAAAAUCAGUAGCAACGGACUUUGACAAGCGUCAAGUCGUUCGACGUACAUGGGGACGAGAAGGUGUGUUCCAGAAAGACGUGAACGUCAGGAGAGUUUUUCUUCUCGGUGUACCCCAAAAUCAAUCAGCGCUUCCAUUAUGGGACAAACUUUUGGGAUAUGAGAGCCACGCUUUUCGCGACAUCCUCCUGUGGGACUUUGAAGACACAUUCUUCAACUUGACACUAAAAGAAAUCCACUUUCUACAGUGGAUCAAUGUGAGCUGUCCCAAAGUAAAGUUUAUUUUUAAGGGUGACGCAGAUGUAUACGUGAACAUUGACAAUAUCCUGGAGAUGCUUGAGGGUCAAAAGAUCGAUAAGGAUCUUUUUGUCGGCGACAUCAUUGUCCACGCGAAACCAAUUCGCCGACGCAACAGUAAGUACUUCAUCCCCGAGUUUAUUUACGGACAGGGGAUCUACCCAUCCUAUGCGGGUGGAGGCGGCUUUGUCAUGUCGGGACAUACCGCAUUGAAGCUCCACCUCGCCUGCAAAGAGGUGGAACUCUUCCCCAUUGAUGAUGUCUUUCUGGGCAUGUGUCUGCUGAGGAUCAACCUUCAGCCGACUCGCCACGAAGGCUUCCGCACCUUUGGAAUUGUGAGACCAUCCGCUGCACCUCACCUCCAGGUCUUCGACCCCUGCUUCUACAGAGAGCUGAUGGUGGUGCACAGCUUGACAGUCCCACAGAUCUGGCUCAUGUGGAACCUUCUGCAUGACCCUAACCUUCAGUGUCAUAGCAGUCAGGAUCCCACGGUCUUUCCCUUUCAAUGGAGAGACAAGAUGGCGGCUAAGAACAAGGCAAAGGAGAAGCUUAGGAACAACGACUAUGGAAUAAAAGUGUUUGUGGAGCAUUAACUCCUAGAAAAUGACUGUACUGUGAAAAUAAAUCAAAAGAGAAAGUGAACACGAGGACAAACUAAAGCGAUAAUUCACCGGCAUGUCAGUCAAACCCAUAUGUAUGGAGACCCCCACAUGACAUGCGGAAGAAAAAAUAGAUAUGUUAAAUUAAAGGGUUAGUUCACCCAAAUGAAAAUUCUGUCAUUAAUUACUCACCCUCAUGUCCAUUCCAAACCCGUAAGACCUUCGUUCAUCUUCGGAACACAAAUUAAGAUCUUUUUUAUGAAAUCUGAGAGCUUUCUGUCCCUCCAUACACAGCCUUCACAACAGAAACUUUGACACUUCAAAAAGUUCAUAAAGAGAUCGUAAAACUGAUCCAUAUGAAUUGAACGGGUUAGUCCAAAUUUUCUAAAGAGACUUUAGAAGAGAUUUAAUUUGGGCUUUUACUCGCAUAUAAACAUUGAUCAGCGAAUAUACACAGAAGCUCAACCGAACCUGAAUGACGCGGAAGAUCAAACCUCUCUUCAGAAAAUUUGGACUAAACCACUCAAUUCAUAUGGAUUUGUUUUAUGAUCUCUUUAUGAACUUUUUGAAGCAUCAAAGUGUCAGUUGCAUAGCUGUCAAUGGAAGGACAGAAUGAUGUCAGAUUUCAUCAAAAAGACUUUCAUUUGUGUUACGAAGAUGAAGGUAAGUCUUACAGGUAUGGAACGACAUGAGGUUGAGUAAUUAAUGACAGAAAUUUCAUUUUUGGGUGAACUAACUCUUUAAGAAUUCGUUUCCACAACUUUAUUGUUAAUAACCAUGUUUUAUUAAUUUGCUCCCAUGUUUUAGUUAAAUCAUGGCCACGUUAUACUAAUUUGUUCGUUUAGUUAAAUAAUGGAUGUGAUUUGACAAUAUCAGUACUGAAUCAGUACAGCAUGGCCACGAUUUACCUAAAUUAACAUGAGGGAACUAAUUACUACAAUGUAGCCACGAUUUACCUAAAAUGAGGGAAACAAUUAAUUAAAGGGUUAGUUCACCAAAAAAUAAAAAUUCUGUCAUUUAUUACUCACGCUCAUGCCGUUCCACACCCGUAAGACCUUCGUUAAUCUUCAGAACGCAAAUUGAGAUACUUUUGUUUAAAUCCGAUGGCUCCGUGAGGCCUACAUAGGGAGCAAUGACAUUUCCUCUCUCAAGAUCCACACUGCUUCAGGAAGCUUCAGAGCAUAAUGAAUCAACAAACACGAAGCAGUGUUUUGAAAUCGGCCAUCACUAAAUAAGUCGUUAUUUUGUUUUUUUUGGCGCACCAAAAAUAUUCUCGUCGCUUUAUAAUAUUAAUAUUGAACCACUGUACUCACAUGAACUGAUUUAAAUAUGUUUUUAGUACCUUUAUGGAUCUUGAGAGAGGAAAUGUCAUUGCUCCCUAAGUAUGUAGGCCUCACGGAGCCAUCGGAUUUAAACAAAAAUAUCUUAAUUUGUGUUCCGAAGAUCAACAAAGGUCUUACGGGUGUGGAACGGCACGAGGGUGAGUAAUUAAUGACAGAAUUUUCAUUUGGGAAGGAAAGUUGUGGGAAUGAAUUUUUAAUUCGUGGCCAUGAUAUCUUGUUUUUCCCCACAUCAUAUGGGGGCUCCGUUUAUAUGACUUCCUUUCAUGAUUUUUUUUUUUUUUUUUUUUUUGAACAUGCUGGAAUGCUCUUUUCUACAAAAAGAAAACAUCUAAUAAACAUCAACUGUCCUCCAAAUGUUCUGAAGCCAUAUGAUAGCUUUGUGUGAGACAAUUAAGUCAUUAUUCACUGAAAAUCUCUGUGAUCUGCAUUGACACACAUAAUAUCUGAAUGUAUCUGAACAUUUCAGGCUUGGAACAACAUGACAAUGAGUAAAUUUUCAAAAUUGUCAUUUUGGACUGUUUAAAAAUUGCUCAAAUAUAAAAUCUAAGAAACAAAAGCUUCUGUAGAUGGUUCUUAUAUCCAACAUUAUAUCUUUUUUUCUUUUUGGAAAUUACUGUAGACUUUGUCUAAAUGCUGAAGAUUAUGCUGUACAGGAAUCGCAAAGUAAUCGGACACAUUUUGUAUGCACAAACUGGACACUAAUGUUAUGCAUUGAAAUGUACUGAAUUAUGUUAUAAUAUAGAACAGACUAUCACUGUAUAUAUAUCCUUUAUUAGACAACUGGCACCACUUCUUUUCUUUGAUUGAUUAGUGUGCUGCAUUGUUUUGGAUGACCUGCUGUCUUUUGGAUUUAGAUUAAACUGAAUUGAACGACUGAAUUCUGAAAGUAGCCUGCUGUAAACAUGAAAAUUAAGUGAAUAAAAAAUGUUUUUUAACAAAAGACAAAAGAUGCCUCCAUUCUUUCCCCCCAUAUUUAUUACAUCCAUUCUUUAAAUAUUUUGUUGAACACACUGUAACAGUUUUAAUGAACAAAAUGCAAAAUUAGCAGUUAAAAAAAAAAAAAUUGAUAAUGCUUUCAGUAGAUUCAACAAGGAAACUAAAAUCCAAUGGUCACAGCAUUGUUGCACCAUUCGGAGCUUUUGACAAACAUAUACCAGACCAUUCCGAUUUAUACUCCAUCAACGCAAAGAUUAUUGCUUUAAAAACAUAACAAAAAGAAACAAACAACAACAAAAAGAUGCCUGAUAAUAUUGAUCUUCGUGUACAUGUUCCUUAAAUCUACAGAAGUAAAAAUAUCUGAGAUACAAAACACCACAUUGCAAUCAAUUUAGAUUUAGACACACACUUUUUUUUAAUCGAGGAUAAGUCCCACUUCCAGAAAUGGGUUAAAUGUACUGAAUCCACAAAAAAUAAUCACUUUUUGGAGGAUGGGGAAGAACAUACAAUAUAGAGAGGGAUACAAUACAUAGCAUUAAUAUGCGCAUUACACUGUAUGGAGGUUGUCCAUUUCUAAUUACAAUCCUCAGGAUGAUCAUUCAUUCAUUCAUUCCGAUGCAAAAAUAGGAUAAAGUCUGAAGAAGAAACAAUACAGCCAAAACCCAUUUGAUGAAAAGAAAGCAUUCACUUGCUCCUGGCAUUAAAAAAAAAUCAUCCACCUGAGAUUGGGCAGGCAAUCAGCCCAUCAGACCACACUCCCCCCUCAGUUACACUCCCUAAAUGACACUAAAAAGCGGUUGUGUUAUUCCUUCUUGACAACGGAGAUUCCAAUUGUGCAUCUAAUCAGUUUGCUUUAAGAUCUAACCAUAUUUAAAGUGGAACUCCACACCAGUUUCAAAAAGUACAAAUUGUAUUACGACAGAAACACCACAACCACUUUGCGAACUUCAAAAUCACGAAGGGUCAUCUACAGUUUCAAUUUAAAUACAUUGAACACAGUAAACUAGCCCUUCAUGAAAAGAGUUCAAUACCCAACAAGUUGUUUUUUUUUUUCUCUUCCUCUAAUAUUCAGGUACGUUUUCGGAAAACAAAAAGACUAUGACUAUCAAUUUAGCUUUACAUGCUCAGACAUACACAAAGCAGUUCAAACUAUUUCAUUUACAGAGAAAAAGUCAAGACAGACUCGGUGGGAGAUGAGGCACAAUGUUAAUAGCAUCUUUCUUGUAAAAGACCAAAAGCUAAGGGUAAAAUAUAUUAAAAACACCACUGACGGUCUUCCAGCGCAGUUAAUGAGAAGUUAAUGUAACAGAAAGCUAAAAAAAUGCCCGAAUUAGCCUGAACCACACACUGCAGAAGCCUGAAGGGAGGUGGGCAUGACAGUCAUGGGUGGUUACGCUGCCAGGCAGCAAAGCAAUGAACAGUAGUUUGAGGUGAACAAACCAUCUACUGAAGUUAAAAUGCUCUAGUCAGCUCCGACAGUGGCUACUCCAUCCAGGACAACAAUCGAGGGAAGCUGCUAUAGUGUCCCUGGCAAAGAAAACCAGAAACUCUCAGUGUGUUAGCAGUCUAGGGGAGUUCAAAACAUCAGCUGAUCUGAUAUGGUACCGUUAGGGCAACAAAACAAUGAAAAUUCUGCACGCUAUUUACAGAUCUGUACAGACAUGGACACACCGUGCUUGAGAAAACAUCACAUCUACUUGCUAUGGAAACAACGGCAACAAAUCUGUAGAGUAGAAAGCAAUAGAGAAAGCUUCAAAUCAAAAAGCAAUUAAAAAUUGAUCGAGUUGCUAUGCUAAAAACAAUUCAGGGACUUAAUAGAUCAAAUCAAAAAGGGAAUGUUCUUACACUGUGGAUAUUAAAAGUGACAGAGAUCUAACUGUUGUUUCUUCUUUGGCUAAUGAUUUGGCAAUCAGGCGACAAAACAAUUCUGCAGUUAAGACUUUAAGAUACUGAACAAGGUAAAAGAACGUCACAUCUUUCUACUUUGCACAAAAUAAAAGGACGCAAACAGAACUGACGGCAUGACAUCCAGUGGGAAAAAGAAACAGCGAUGGGUGGAUGGCUUUUCUCUCCAGUCUGGGUUGCAACUCGCUUUGAAAUCCAGAUUGCACGUCGUCGUUCCCUCCCCCGCCGUCCUUUCUCUCUGAGACUCGCAAUUAAAACGUUCCUCAGUGGACAGGAGACAAUUAUCAAGUAAAUUAGGUGUAUUUUAGUGCAAAUGUUCAAAACUAAUGCGCUCAUGAACAACAAAACAAUAACGGAAUCAAUGUAAGCGGGUGUACGGCAUUGAAAUGGGAGGUAAUCUGUGCUGUUGACUUGGUAUGAAAUGGGUUUAUGAAUCAAUAUGUUGUGCAUGUGAGCCUGCUCAUGUGCCACAAGAACAUUUUCACAGCACUGGAUCCACACUGUGCUAGCUUGUGCUUGUAACCUUACGUAAAUGCAUACAAAACACACUCAUCAUUGAAUUUACGCGGCAAAAGUUUGUCCUCUUUUGACUUUGUUCUCAUCCUCUGCGCAUCGGAAAGCAAAUGAAGUCGAAUGCAUGUGCGUUUUUGUUAAAGUGUUUAGCGUGCAGGGGAGAAAUCGGUUCAAUGUUUGCCCUUUGGUGCGUCUGGUAUGGAAAUUUAGAAGGUUGGGCAAAAAAAAAAAAAAAAAAGAAUACACAAA